Durotheca rogersii is the source of this 2053-nucleotide messenger RNA. RefSeq lists its product as uncharacterized. The transcript is spliced from 3 exons. NCBI's taxonomy places the organism in Eukaryota, Fungi, Ascomycota, Sordariomycetes, Xylariales, Xylariaceae. The coding region runs from base 331 to 1974 and encodes 547 amino acids. The record is from RefSeq and is a predicted model, not a curated record.
CACAGAUUAUAUCACCCCUAUAAUACGAUGUGCCUAGCCGAUUUUACGGACUACAAAACGAAGAGUUUCUGUUCGCUUCUGUCGAUUCUGCAGCAAGUGGUAAGAAGACGAUACGGAAUAUAAGGCACCGCUCUAUGCCACAUGCGGAGACAAGUUGAAGAGACUCAUCCACAGGCGACGCUUGUCUUAAUAUCUCGCAUAUAAUAUUGGGACACUGUAUCUUAAACUCUUGCGUACCUUAGGUAUGGCUAAGUCUAUAUCGUUCGACGAGUGGUUUUUGCCUACUAACGCCUUCCUCUAUUGCGCCAGUAGCCCCAAGCUAGAACCAAAAUGUACUCUGUGUCGGUUGAAGAGAUUCAACAAACCGUGGCUCGGUCGAAUUCCCCCUCCAACUUUCCCAUCGAGGAUACUAUCAACGAGUACUUGAAAGAGGAGAAAAGUCCCAAGGUCGUCGAUUAUUUGAAAGAAUUCUUCCGAGUCAACGAAUGCUGCGGCAAUGACCUCGUGUCUGCCGACUGCAAGUCGCUGUUUCACAUCGUGUCUAUGUUGGAUAAGAGUCCGUCCCAGAGUCAAGCUGCUCGUCCCCAUAAAAAGGUACUCCGCGGCCACGACGAGCUCCGGCAGCAUCUUAAAGAAACAAACGUCCAUAAUCUAAAAUUCCACGCCAUAAUUGCAGAGAGUAUUUGUCCACAUUCGAUCUGUCUCCUCGGGAUGGAGUUCGGGGUUCGGCCAAAAUACUGGGCCACGCACUUUGAGAAAUCCUAUCAUACCCGGGAGGAAGACGUGGACCCGUGGUUAGCAUCACUUCCUUCCAGGCAGGAGGAUCGGCACGACCAUUCGCUUAACAUCCAAUAUCUCGAGCCGCGACAGCUCAUCUGCGAUCCUCGACUUAGUCAAUCGACCGAUUUUAUCCAGACAGUAUCACGACCACUGACCAACUCCCAGAAGUUCGAUGUUGCGAAGGCUAGCGACCUGCGGGUCUCACAGGGGGCGAAUCGGGAUGUCCAAAUCCUACCAGCCAGGAGCAAAACAGGGACACCUGUGGCAUUUAUCCCAGGACCGCUAUCGGUGUGGAGUACCACCAUGGGAUGCAGUGAAUUCAUGGUGAUACUUAUUGACCCGCAACCGCCCGAUCUCAAGGUGAAACCCAACUUCCACCUAGACCGCGCUAGCAAUGAGAGCCACCGCAGUGAGGAAGAGUUGCGUGUCCUGACGCCGACUGAACGGGUGGCCAAUGCCCUCCUGAGUGACAGCCUGGGGAAAGACCACGCGUACCGCGGCAUCGGGAGGCUGAUCUCGAAGCAAUGGCAGCUGGUCCAGGGCUACAUGUCGUGGGAUCUACACCGCAUCCAGCUGAUGCUCAGGGACAUCCCGAACUUCGACGUAGCGGAGGGGAUGCUCAAGGACCUGUUUACGCAUCGGCAGAACUGCACAGAGUUCAUAAAGAUGCUCGACGAGACGGUGGUGGAGCUCAGGGAGCGGAAAUUUGACGAGAACAACAUGGUGGUGCGCGACCUCCGCAUGCUGCAGGAGGACCUAGGACAGCUCUCGGUCGAGAUCGAGAAGAACGUGAGCCUGCUGACAGGGCUGACGUCGAUCAGGGAGGCGCGGCAGGCACGGCACGGGUUGGAGGAGAACCACAGUGUGAAGGCGCUGACGCAGAUCGCCAUCAUCUACCUGCCCUUCUCGACCGUCGCGGCGGUGCUGUCGAUGCCCGGGAGCUACGCGCCCGGUGAGAACCUGUUCUGGGUCUACUGCGUCGCGUCGAUAGUCCUGGGGGGGAAGCCCAGGGGUUCCCCAUUCGGCGGAUUAGGUAGGCGGCUGUCCCGAGACGUCGAUGUCUACGUAUCCGGCCGCUCGUCAGAAGAUCGCUGGGGACUCUGUGUGCUUAAGUACCUACUAAGCUCACACGUCGCAAUGCCCCACACCAUUUCCGCUCUGCCUGGGUCUUCAAGUGGAAAGAAAGCGAGGUAAACCCUAUCAAUAAAUAUUCACCGUAGGUAUGUAUGUUUAUAAGGCAUGUAGUUACAAUGACGUCUGUAUAAAGAGGUGU